Molecule: messenger RNA, 2659 nt
Organism: Hevea brasiliensis (rubber tree)
Lineage: Eukaryota; Viridiplantae; Streptophyta; Magnoliopsida; Malpighiales; Euphorbiaceae
Exons: 7
Coding region: 390-2420 (676 amino acids)
Source: RefSeq, a predicted model, not a curated record
CAUCAUAAAAAAACCAGGCAUCAAAGAUCACGCCGACACCGACGAACACUGGAAUAUUCCCUACCGACGGACCAUUUCGAAAUUAAACAGACCAAAUCCCGAAAACUAUAUAUACCGCUUUUUCCCAUCUCGAUUUUGAGCCCUAAAAUCACACUUCCUCUCUCGGGCCUCCACCUAGACGCGCACAUGCUCUUCACUUCAAAAUUCCUCACUUUCCUUCGCUUUCCCUUACUUUCUCCCUCCAAUUCCUCGCUUCCCUUUAUCGAUUUCUCCGACAGCGCGUCAGAACGGCUCCGUCCUUUUCGCUCUUGACCUUGUCGUUCCAGAUCGCGAGGUAUGUGCCUUUGGUUGUUAUCAAUUUUGCCGGCUGUGAGGUCUGGGUCUUGGUUAUGGAUGCUGUGGAGUUGAAUUAUCCUGUGGAUGUGGCGGCACCGAAGCUUAUGGGAUCGGACGGGUUUGGUAGAGAUAGGGUUACGUUGAUGGAGGAGGAGGCAGCGGCUUGCGAGUCCAGCCGUGAGCUGUGCAACUCUUUGCUUAGCAAAAAAGAGUGGACAAGCUCAGUGAAUUUUUUGGAGUCUACACCCUUGGAUAAGGUUCCAGGUUCUGAACUUUGCCAGCAUGCAAGCCACCUGCCCAGCUUUCCUAGUGAAAGCGUGUCCAAACAGCGCCAUUGUAGUGGUGCCAAUGGUCCUUCGAGGGUUGUUCCAACGCCUGAAAAAGCGCAUGUACAGAGAAAAUCAGGACAAAUGUCAAGAAGUGGUAGUGGAUGUCAUAAAAGGCCACAAAUAGCUCUAUUGGAAGAUACUAAAGGUCCAGUUGUGGUUGAUGUCAUGAAGGAUCCAUCUGAUAAGCUAGGAUCGCAUCUGACAAAAAUUGACUCUCAAGAGAAAGCUCAUUUGUCAAGACAAAAGAACAACUUCAGCAGCAAACGUGGGGAUAGGAGAAAUUCCAAAGUUUCCACGAGGGCUAAAUAUGAUUCCUUCUCUGUGAAGGCAAGUUUGGCGAGCUUCAGUUCAGCUGCUGCGGGAAACAACUUCUUUGGAUUGUAUGGUCUGAAGACAGAUGUUCAUGACAUCACAAAACUUGUUGAUGAUUUAUCAUUGAAUGAUCUCCUUCAAGGCGCUUAUGAGUGUCCUAGCUUAGGCAAAGACCGGGGAAAGAAAGCAACAAACACAACUGAACGUAUUCUGCAUUCAGUUAGAAAGGCUUGCUCUAUUCUUCAGCUACCUAGGUCUGCACAGAUCCAAAAUUUUGCUGAUAUAGAUAGCUGUUCCAAUGAGAAAAUGCCUAUGUGCCAAUCUAGCUCUAUUUCUACUGUGGGAAAUGGAGAUAAUGGUGAUUCAUCUACAACAGAUAUAUCUUUAUCAAACAAGUUACAGGAUUCUAGCAGCAAGUCUGAAACUCCUGCUAAUUUGCUCAAUUUUUCAUUUGACCAACCUAAAGAUACGUUAGAACGCUUAACACUUCCUCCACCCAAGGAUUUGGAGUCUUUGCUUCUGGAUGCAGCCAAGCCUGCUGUUUCUUCAAGGAAUGCUUCUGAACCACGUCCAGGCAAGCAAAUAUCUCGCUGGCCUAGCUUGCCACAAUUUCCCUGGUCACACACUUUUAGUGGGCAUUGUAGAACCAAUUCUGAUGCAGUUAAGCUUUUAACAAGUAGGAGCACAUGCCAAGGUAGAUGGGUGAAAAUGGGGUAUGCUUUCAGUUCCCUUGGAAGUACCUCUAAUUAUUUUACAAACUUGGAGUCCUUCGCUUAUGAUGAGACCUUAGUUCCAGCAAGUGGUACAAAGCUGUCUAUCCUAGAUAAUAAUUUUGCUUCAUCUACAUUUGUUCCUCGGUGCGAGUGGGGUUCCUCAAUAGCAUCAGCUUCUGUGACAUCCCACACUCCUCUGGGCGAUACUUGCAUGAAGGAAUCUGGUGGCCUCAAGAAUCGAGGAAAAGUUGGGCAUUGUCCAAAAGUACUGGCAGCUGCUCAAACCUUGUGUGAGAUUGCCGCAUGUAACUCGAGGCUAAACCGAGAUGGAAUGAUAAUGAAGUGGCCAAAGAAGCCUACUCAAAAGGUGAUGAAAGCUCGCAAAUCAAAAUCAAAUGAGAAACAUGAAGAAAUGUUUGCAUCAUCCACUUCGACAAGAAAUGGGGACCAAAUAUUGGCCUCAAAGAGGCCUAAACUCUCAACAAGUGAGAACAAGGAGGAUCUUGUGCAUAUUAAUGGUGUGCGAAAGGGCCCAAUAAAUUGGUCUACGCCAAAAUCAAGUAGAUCAUCAGCCAAGUUGUCAGUUAGGGAUUCAACUGCCUACAUUGUAAAGCAAUCAUGUAUGAUGCCACCUCCAGCAAAGGUUCUGAACAGAACUUGCAAUGGCCAACAAAAGGUCCGUAAAUUAAUGCGAAUGGAUUGGAGCUGGGAAUGUGACAGGCAGGACUAAUAAAAUGCCAUUCCCAGUAGUUGUGAUAGUCCGUGCUCGUGCUAGUGCUGGCGCUGGCGCUGCACGGUCUGCCAAACUAGGUUGUGUACAUAGUGGGGUUGUUGUAGGAACCUGUUGUAACUCUAGGAGGGGUGAACAGGGAUGUUGUAACAUUAAGGAGACCUGUAGUUCACAACAGAGAAAUUCUUUGCCUUGUGUAAAGCAUUUAUGAGGCAAUAGAAAUUUCAGUUUUUUUUUUU